Messenger RNA from Eruca vesicaria subsp. sativa (arugula), 324 nucleotides. The record is from the annotation of a GenBank genome assembly. NCBI's taxonomy places the organism in Eukaryota, Viridiplantae, Streptophyta, Magnoliopsida, Brassicales, Brassicaceae.
AUGGCCCGAACCCUGCCCAGGGAAUCAAAUGGAACUCACGUGUUAGCAAAUUUCAAGAGAAUUGGUGUAAAAAAAAGUAAAUCGCCGCAGGGUCCUAAGGCUGGGCCGCCUAAACGCGGAGGAAACUCCCUUUAUGUUGCUCAGUACGCUCGGAUUGUUCAAAAGCUUAGCUUUCCUGCAAAGUUCAAGGAAUGCAAGAUUCAGAACACUGUAGGCUCUUGUGAUGUGAAGUUCCCCAUUAGACUUGAAGCUCUUGCAUACUCUCAUAGUGCUUUCUCAAGUGUAAGUGAUAAUCUGAAGAAUUGUAUAUCAUUGUCGUUGUAA